Leucoraja erinaceus (little skate) is the source of this 2253-nucleotide messenger RNA. Its product is annotated as immunoglobulin lambda-1 light chain-like. The record is from RefSeq and is a predicted model, not a curated record. Gene Ontology annotation, cellular component: plasma membrane. The coding region runs from base 16 to 1008 and encodes 330 amino acids. The transcript is spliced from 8 exons. Lineage: Eukaryota; Metazoa; Chordata; Chondrichthyes; Rajiformes; Rajidae.
CAAGGCCAAGUAUCAAUGAGUGCAGCAAGGGACACAUUACAUUACAGAUCUCCUCCCCAUUCACAGACCUCGGCUGCCAUGUCACCGCUGGCAAAUCCGUUCAUUCUCGUUCUACUGCAGUCCCUCCUCGGUGAAGGAAAAUACCAAAGGCUGACGGUGUCACAGACUCCAAGAUCGAUAUUGGCACUGAGGGGCCAGAGCGUGAAGAUAAACUGUUCCUUCAGCCAUGAAAACUACGAGCAAGUGUGGAUCAAAUGGGAACGCAAUCAUCCUGCCCGCAGGCUUUGUGACUACACGUUCAACAGAUUGAAAGCCAAUUAUACGCAGAGGGACUGUACACAACGUACCGACAUUAUGCUGGACCUCACAACAAGCUCGUUCAUACUGACAAUCUCCAACCUACAAGUCAAUGAUUCUGACAUCUAUCUCUGCCGGAUGUCCCUUGAAAUACCCCCUCCUGUUCAAAUAGUCGAGGGUAGCUCGACCAACCUGACCGUGGAAGCUCGUCCGCGGGUCUGGGUGAGCGCGGAGCCCGUGUCCACCCCCACCCAGGGGGUCCGGCUCACCUGCACGUCGCUGGACUUCUACCCCGGCCCCAUCCAGGUGUCCUGGUUUGCAGACGGACACCAGCUCACCAACGGGACGGAGACCGGGCCCCUCUCCCCCAACCCUGACGGCUCCUUCUCCAUCUCCAGCUUCCUGAACCUCACCCUCACCGCCUGGGGCCAGGGCGGAGACUACACCUGCCAGGUGAACCACUCCACGCUCCACAAACCCAUCACACAACACAUUUCUGCGCACUAUCCAGGCAAAGAAAAUAUUACUUGUGCUAUAGGAAGAGUCACAGUCUUAGCUGUGGCAAUGCUGAUUGUGAUGGCAUCACUUGUUUGCUAUUUCAAACGCAGGAAAGCUGGCAGAAAGGCUGGUGUGUUGCGAGGAAACGGUCUACAUCACGAUUCUCUGCGACUCGAAGCCGGCUCAAGAAACAAUUAUACUUCACUGAAAUGACUCUUCCAGGAACAUCGAAGCGAUGACCCACUGCAGUUCCCCAGUUACCGCUUCAUAAUGGAUUUACAUUGUGACUGGUGGACACAAGAGUAACAAUGACGCUUCCUGUUCAAAGUUCCUUAUUUCUAAUUUUUUUAUAUUAAUGAAGCAUUAAAUACGCAAGUUGCUGUGUUAUUUACCUUGCUUAAUUCAAAUAUUAGCGAUUUCUAUUUUAAGUUGCAAAAAGCAUUAGACAAAUACUGAAAUGUACUUGUUGGUCUGGGAUGAUUGGUGGGUGGAUUAAUCUUCCUUUAAAGCACUUUGAUAAUAUUUCAACCAAAACCUAAAGGUUGUGGUUUAUAUAUUGACAGAAACUAAUGCUGAACUUUUAAACUAAUCAACAUGGUUCUGACUCGAUGCGGUAUUUGACUAUCUGCUGUUUAUUCUAAUGAAAUACAAUUCCUUUAAUACUUCUUGUAAAUCAGAAAACAUCCCUGUAUUUUUCAAGUCAAGUCAAGUCACUUUUAUUUCUAUAGCACAUUUAAAAAACAUCUCUCGUUGACCAAAGUGCUUUACAUUGAUGGAGGUACUAAUGUUAUACAACAUUGGCUCAUAGAUUAAGUACAUACAUAAAUACAUACAUAUACCCGUCCCUCAGAGGAGGUCAAGAAAAAUCAACUAUACAUUAUUACAUCAAUCUAUCCCCAUCUAAAAAAUAUUAAUAUUUCAGUCUAUUGCAGUUCAUUAAUCCAGCCCAGUUUUACAAAUACUGGAAUCAUUUUAAUUGGCCAAAACUAAUUUGUGCUAAUAAAUUAUGAAAUUGCACCAUGGAUUUGGUCAACACAUUGGGUGCAUUACACUGCUCUCUGCCUCCCUGCAGGCCACCUGUGCAAGUUACCUGUGUUUAACGGCAGGUAAGCACCAGCUUAUCACUGAAUAUCCUCUCUCUCAUUAAUUGGGUAUUUUACUGGUCCAGUUAUUAUGGUCAAAGCUGCAACCUGUGACCACACGAGUCUGAUAUAAACACACACGUUCAUACACAUAACAGGCUCGGUAGACGGACUUUUCUUUCGAAUCUAGGUUUUCCAAAAUUAAUUUUUUCUUAAUUCAGCUUCAAACAAUGUGUAAGAAACGCUAUUGCAAAUGAAUCUUUUGGCUACAAAUAUGUUGCUACAGCACUUAUAUAACUAAGACAUGACAAUAUCAAAGGGUUUACAUUUUGUAAAGCCACAUUUGUUUUCAGUUCCAAUUUCAGAGAAACCUUAU